This is a messenger RNA of Molossus molossus (Pallas's mastiff bat), 912 nucleotides long. Its product is annotated as olfactory receptor 1002-like. Gene Ontology annotation, biological process: G protein-coupled receptor signaling pathway; sensory perception of smell. Gene Ontology annotation, molecular function: odorant binding; olfactory receptor activity. Gene Ontology annotation, cellular component: membrane. NCBI's taxonomy places the organism in Eukaryota, Metazoa, Chordata, Mammalia, Chiroptera, Molossidae. The record is from RefSeq and is a predicted model, not a curated record.
AUGGAUGAUGGAAAUCAAACUUUGGUGAUUGAGUUUUUUUCCAUGGGUUUAACGGAUCAUUUCCAGCACCAGGUUGUUCCCUUUGUGAUGUUUCUCUUGGUUUAUCUUGCCACUUUUCUGGGAAACUUGGGGAUGAUCACCCUCAUUUGGAUAGGUUCCCGACUCCACACCCCCAGGUAUUUUUUCAGCCACUUGUCCUUUGCGGAUGUCCGCUCCUCUUGUCCCAAGAUGUUGAUUGACAUCUUUGUGGAGAAAAAAGUAAUCUAUUUCUUUGGUGCCCAGUUAUGUUUUUUUGGUCAGUUUGUAGUGACUGAGUGUUUCCUCUUGGCUUCUAUGGCAUAUGACUGGUACAUGGCCAUCUGUAAGCCCUUGUUGUACACACUCAUUAUGUCCCAGCAGGUCUGUGUGCAGCUGGUGGUAGGGCCGUAUACCAUGGGUCUUAUCAGUGCCAUAACCCAUACGACGUUCGCCUUUUGCCUGCCUUAUUGUGGUCCCCAAAUCAUCAAUCACUUAUUCUGCAACCUCCUUUCGGUUCUUUCUCUGGAAUGUGCAGACAGCCAGCUCAAUAACUUUUUUCUUUUCAUCUUGGCUGGAGCCCUAGGAGCGCUCAGUGGCGUGACCAUCUUGAUCUUCUACUCGAUCAGCAGAGCAGAUCCUCAGGAUGGCAACAAUGAUAGCCUCUCCACCUGCUCUCCUCACCUGACAGCCGUCUCCAUCCUUUAUGGGGUGCUCUGCUUCAUCUAUGUGCAUCCGACUUCUGGUUUCUCCCUGGACAUCAAUAAAGUGAUAUCUGUGUUUUAUACAGCUGUGAUUCCCAUGUUAAACCCACUUAACUGCAGCCUGAGGAACAAGGAAGUCAAGGAUUCAUUCAGAAGGACAUUUGGAAGGAAAAAGUUCCUGAUGAGCAGGUAA